This is a messenger RNA of Orbilia oligospora ATCC 24927, 846 nucleotides long. RefSeq lists its product as uncharacterized. The record is from RefSeq and is a predicted model, not a curated record. The transcript has a single exon. NCBI's taxonomy places the organism in Eukaryota, Fungi, Ascomycota, Orbiliomycetes, Orbiliales, Orbiliaceae. Bases 1 to 846 code for a protein of 281 amino acids.
AUGGCCAAGGGCAAGAACAAGAACAAAAAGAAGAACGCAGCUCCAGCUCAGAAUGCAAGCACAUCUAAAGCUGCAGAGCCUAAGCCGGUGGAGCCGGAAACUAUAGAGUCAAAGCCAGUGGAGGAGGAGCCUACACCUGCACCUGUAGCGACACCUGCGCAAAUAUCAGCAACAUUGGCACUCCCAGAAGAACCUACGCCCGCUAAACCCCUCGUUCUCGGUAAAUCAGCAAACUCUAGCACUAUAGAUCUGAAAGAUGCCAUGAAGAUGUCUCCUACGACGGAAGAACCGGUGGCUAAAGAAGAUCCGAUUGUACCAAAGAAAUCCGUCGAGUCCUCAAGAAAAUCUCUAUCAAUUGCAAAAGAAUCCGAGCCAGAACCUGAACCCGAAAUAAAAGUACUAGAGCAGGAGAAGGCAAAAGAGAUCCCACAACCACCUACCAUGGAGACACCUCAGGAAACCAUGAAAGACCAAACUCCUUCGCAACCAGAAAUUCCAGCUCCUGCUACCGUUCCAUAUGUCUCCCCGUCAACUGAAGCUUCUUCUUCUAGACCACCUACCGGAGUUCAAGAUAUCCAUACCGAUGUUGCAGACGUAAAGCUACCUGAACCAGCCCAUACAUCUGCUCCGAAGAAGAAUGAAAUCGAACCUCUUGAUAACGAAGAACCCAAGCGCCCGACUACUUCUUCGUCUUCUGCGGGUGGAAAAGCACCGAGUGCUAUUGGCACUGCUGUAAAUGCUGCUGGCCGGUCUUCGACCGCCGAAGAGAGAGAGCCAAAGAAGGGAGAUAAGAAGGAAGGUGGAUUCAAGGGGCUGUGGGGUCGUAUUGUCUCCGCGUUCAAAUAA